Manis pentadactyla (Chinese pangolin) is the source of this 3338-nucleotide messenger RNA. RefSeq names its product kinesin family member C2 (gene KIFC2). Gene Ontology annotation, biological process: microtubule-based movement. NCBI's taxonomy places the organism in Eukaryota, Metazoa, Chordata, Mammalia, Pholidota, Manidae. The transcript is spliced from 18 exons. The record is from RefSeq and is a predicted model, not a curated record. Gene Ontology annotation, molecular function: microtubule binding; ATP binding; microtubule motor activity. Bases 285 to 2648 code for a protein of 787 amino acids.
AACGCGGAGGCCCGAGCAGAGGGCUGAGGGAUUCCCAGGAGUGGGGUACGGCGACCGUGGGCGCCUUCAUCCGGGGUCUCCGUGAAGUAGGGGUGAAGUCGCGGGGCGGGUGUCCAGGUGCGGCGCCGGGCACGCCAGUCUCAAGCACUCCUCUGGCGCGCGUGCCUUCCGCCCGCGGGAACCUGACCGUGGGGGCGGCCGCCCCGAGCAUGCGCACCGGCUCUGCGACGGGCGCGGGGACGUGGGGCGGCGCGUAGCGGGGCCUUUUGCCGCCCCGCGCUCCCAUGUACGCCUUCUACUCGCUGCUCAUUUACAUCUUCUACAGCCUCUUCCGCAGGGAUGGCGGGGCUGUGGCUGCCGCUGACCCUGGGGACCCCGCCCAGAGCACCCGCUGCAAGCCCGGGGGUCGCCGCCGCCCCGAGCAGCCCGCGGCAGAACUGUGGACCAAGCUGACUAGCCUGGUCGGCUGCCCCGAAUCUGAGGAUGGGCCCGGAGGGGGAGCCGAGGGCCGCCCAGCCGGGGUCACCCUGGAGGAAGCUCUCGUGCGUCUUGCUGAGUUCCUCUCAGUCCAGCUGGGGGCGGAAGAGAGCUUAGAGAGUCCUCCCGACCUGAGCAAGUCUGGUGAUGUUCCCCCACUGCUGACCGUGACGGGUCAGCUCUUGGCCCUCUUGGCAUGGAUUCGGAGUCCGAGGGGGAGGCAGGCAGCCUUGAGGGUGCAGACCCCCGCUGCCACUGGACUUCCAUCCCAAGAAGAAAGCCCUUCCUUUUCCCUGAUGGGUGAGGCCCAGGGGCAGCAGCCCCUCCAGUUGGAGGAGGACCAGAGGGCUUGGCAGAGGCUGGAGCAGCUCAUCCUUGGACAGAUGGAAGAGCUGAAGCAGCAGCUAGAAGUGCAGGAGGAGGAGCUGGGCCGACUGCGCCUUGGAGUGGGGGCGACAGACUCAGAAAAAAGGCUUCAAUAUCUAACCUUGGAGAACGAAGCCCUGAAACAGAGCCUGAGCCUCACUCGGGACCUCCUGCUGCACUGGGGCCCUGGCCGCCUCACCAGGGCCCCCCAGGAGGAGACAGAGGCACUGGUGGUGCUCCAGGGACAGCUUCAGGAGGCUCAGGACACCACAGAAGCCCUUCAAGUCCAGCUGGGGGUGCAGGAGAUGCAGCUCCAGGGUCUUCAGGGGGCCCUCCGGCAGCUUCAGCAGGAGACUGAGCAGAAGUGCAGAAGAGAGCUGCAGGACAUGCAUGGACAACUGGCGGGACUUCGGGCACGCACGGCCAGCCUGCGUCAGGGUUGUGGAGACCUCCGAGGACUGGUCAGCACCUUAACCCAGAGCUGCCAGGGUUCCCUGAGCGAGGCCCAGGGCCAGGUAUCCUGGGCCCUAGGCGCACUGUCUGCUGGAAGGGCUGGGACUCAGCCCCCUGAGGAGCAGCAGGGGCCCCCAACUGGAUGCCCAGGGCGGCUGCUGGAGCUCAAGGGAAAUAUCCGUGUGUUGUGUCGGCUGAAGCCAGGGACAUGCUCCAGCCUGCUGAGCUCAGAGCCUGGCCCCGGGGGCACCGUCACCACCUGCUAUAGAGGGCACCAGCGUCACUUCCGCUUGGACUGGGUUUUCCCUCCAAACGCCAGCCAGGAGGAGGUCUUCAGGGAGUUGGAGCCUGCUGUGCUGUCCUGCCUCCAAGGCUACAGUGUCUGCAUUUUCACCUACGGUCAGACAGGGACCGGGAAGACCUACAGCAUGGAGGGCCCACCUGAGGACCCCGGCAUAGCUCCUCGGGCACUGCAGUCACUGUUCCGGGAGAUGGGGACGGGAGGGCAGCACUGCGUGACCCUCAGCAUGGUGGAGAUCUACAAUGAGGCUGUCAGAGACCUUCUGGCCCCAGGGCCUCCUGAGCGUCUGGCUGUGAGGCAGGGCCCAGGAGGCCAUGGGGGGAUCCAGGUGGCAGGCCUCACCUCCUGGGAUGUGCCCAAUCUGGAGACACUGUACCAGAUGCUGAGCCUGGGGAGGAGCAACAGGACCACUGCCACGACAGCCAUGAACCAGCACAGCUCCCGCUCUCACGCUCUGGUCACCCUGACGCUGCAUGCAGCAGCCCCACCGCGGGGACCGGGCACUGCAGGCACGCUUCACUUGGUGGACCUGGCAGGAUCUGAGCGAGCCUGGAAGGCAGGGGCGGCUGGCCCAUCACGAGGAGAGCAGGAAGGCGCCCAGCGUCUGCGGGAAGCCCGGACCAUCAACCGCUCGCUGCUGGCACUAGGAGGCGUGAUGGCUGCAUUGAGGGCCCGGCGGCCCCACGUGCCUUUCCGUGAUUCACAGCUCACACGCCUAUUGCAGCCGGCGCUGGGCCCCGGCGCCACUGCAGUUCUUCUGCUACAGGUCCUGCCCACCAGCGUUGCACCCCUGCAGAUCUCCACCAGGCCCGAGGAUCUUGGCGAGACCGUGUGCUCCCUCAAGUUUGCCGAACGAGUGGGUCAAGUGGAGCUGGGCCCAGCCCGGCGCCGCACGGCCCCGCGCUCGGGGACACCCUCCUCCCUCAGCACUGACACACCACUCACAGGGACCCCCUGCACUCCCACGCCAUCCCCCGGUGGCCCCCCAAGUCCUGGCCCAGACAGUGGCUCCAUCUUGGCCUUUGCACCCCAGGAGGACCUGCCCCUGUAGCCCUGCCCAAGGAGUCUUGGGUAGCGCCUCUGCGGGCAGAGGCAGCAAAGUCCCUACAAGUCUCCACAACCCCCAGAGUUGCACCUACCCCACCACUGGUCCUGCAAGGAGUGUUAGGUCUGGGGAAAUGAUUCCCCCAGCUCCCACCUUAUCACCAUUUGCUGUUAUCAGCACACAGCAGGGGAUCCCAGAGCCCAGGGAGGGAGGCAGACCCUGGUCUGGCCAAGUAGUUACCAGUCAGUCCUGCCAACAAAAAUCAGACUCUGCUAGUCAAAACGUUGUCGGUUCCUUUACUAUCUAUCUUCCUUGAUACCACCACCAAAACCCAAGUAGGUUUCCUACUCCCCAUCCCUCUUCCCCAAAACGGUGCUACCUUCUAACAGUUGAGGGAGGACAGGACUUCAGUCACCAUUAGGUUCUCCCUCCCCCAGCCUGCAGUGAGGGAGGGGAGGUGACAUGGUGAUGGAUGGAUGGCUGGAUGGACAGAGGGCCAGGAAAGGUGGAACCAGAAAGGGGACAGGAAGGGCUACUCUUAAGCAGAGCCCCACUCUUCCCUGCCUUGUCUCUGGGGCUGAAGAGAAGCAUGACUGACCACCAGGGCCAGGGUGGUACCCAACUGGACCACAGUCUUUCAUGGGGUAGUCCAAUAAACUGUGGGCUCCAGCAUGGCUGGUGCCUGAUGUCUCAAGA